AUUAUAAUCAGUUUCCCGCCUUUAUAACUAUAUAGCUACAGAUGAAGGUAUUAAUUUGGACUACGUUGCAGCUAUUGCUCCAGCAGUAUGUUACUGGAUCUCCAGUAUCAUUGUCCGGUGAAGAGACCUUCGUUGAAGUUCCUCCGUUCCGUGGCCCGACUUUUUUGAAAGAAGCACAGCAACUAUUAAAGAGUGCUUUAUUGACUAAUGGAGGAACAAGUGUAUGCAGUCAUCUGCAGAGAGUUUUGAACUCUAGUGGGAAACUGAAGUUGGUAGAGUAUGGAUCACAACCUCCAGAUCACAGCUUGCUGGAUGAUACAAACCUCUUAUGGAGUGGAUCAGCCACUCUUCAAAAAGCUACUGUGUAUUUGACACUUCAAGCUGAAGAUGAAGGUAACAUCUUUAUGGUAGCUACAUUAGUUUUCACUGCAUGGCAUUUUUGCAUUGUUGCUUUAAAAAUGUGCAACCUUGCUGCAUGAUUUG
Geodia barretti is the source of this 483-nucleotide messenger RNA. Lineage: Eukaryota; Metazoa; Porifera; Demospongiae; Tetractinellida; Geodiidae. The record is from the annotation of a GenBank genome assembly.